This is a messenger RNA of Rotaria sordida, 771 nucleotides long. The record is from the annotation of a GenBank genome assembly. NCBI's taxonomy places the organism in Eukaryota, Metazoa, Rotifera, Eurotatoria, Philodinida, Philodinidae.
AUGACUCGAUCUCAAUCAUUUAUAGAUGUACUAAGUACAAAUUUGGCUUAUCUAUUUCAUCGUUAUUUAUUUAUUAAAAAUAAACAAACAUGUUCACAUAAAUUAUCUUUAAAUAAAAAUUUAAAUUCAAUAAAUUUAGUGAAAAAAGUUCGUAUUAAUAUAAAUAAAUAUGGUCAUUUAUUAAAUUCAAAAUUUUCUCAACAAAUAAAUAAUAAUAAAUUAAUAAAUAAAGAUAUUCCAUUAGAGAAAAAGGCAGAAAAAAUUAAAAAAAUGAAUAAGAAACAUAAUCAAAGAAAAACGAAAAACAGAAAGAUCAAAUCGAAAAAAAUGAAGAUACAACAAGAAAAUAUGAUUCCUGUACAAUCCAGUGUACCAAGAAUAGACUAUCAUCAAUCAUCUAUGAUUAGUCGUAUGUUAUCUUCUACUUCAUCAGUAUUAUCUGAUAUACAAAUUUUUCAACAAAAUAAUCAUUCAAUUGAUUCUACUUUAUAUAUAUCAGAUCAAUGUCGAGAAAAAAUGCAAUUUCUAUAUAAUAUGAGUCCAAUAGUGAAUAAAAAUUAUAUUAAUACACAACAUUUAUUAAAUGAAUUAGAUUUAAGAAAAAGUCGUCAACAUAAAAAAAUGCAUGAAUAUUCUAAAAAUUUAAAACCUGAACAACUUUUUCGUUGUCCAAAAGAUUCAAGAUCAAAAAGACGAAAAUGUUGUGGAGUAUAUUAUGACUUAUUCAAUGACGCAUUACGUUUACUCGAAGAAUGGUUUACGAUAAAAUAA